Molecule: messenger RNA, 1089 nt
Organism: Striga hermonthica
Lineage: Eukaryota; Viridiplantae; Streptophyta; Magnoliopsida; Lamiales; Orobanchaceae
Source: the annotation of a GenBank genome assembly
AUGAGAACGGGCACCAGCAGAAACCGGGCAGUUGGUCUGAGUUUGGCGAUAUUACUUGUGGCCAUCGCGUUUUCUGGUGCCAAUCAAGUUCGGCCCUUGGAUGAGUCGAUGACGCCAUUGCCUUGGGGUGCAAUGUUCGUUUUGGGAGACUCGUCGGUCGACUGUGGAGACAACACUCCAUUCUAUGUUCUUCUGCACCGUAACCAGUCCCUAUUCCCGUGCAACGGCUCUGAUGACACUCUAAUCCCCCAGCUUCUUGCGAAGAAGAUGGGGUUGGCGGGCACGGUACCCUUCUACAGCCAAAACGGGUCGAUCCAAGUGAUCCUGGGCGGGUUGAACUUCGGGUCGGCCCAGGCAACCAUACUCUAUCCGGGCAGCCGCAGCUUCCAGUCCCUGAACCAGCAACUCCGCCAGGCUUCCGAGACCAUUCAACUGCUCCACCUCAACCUCGGCCAGGAGACGGCCACUCCUUUCAUCCGCUCCUCCGUUUUCUACCUUUCCUUCGGAAAAGAUGACAUCAUCGACCACCUCAUUAAUGCUAGCCCGCCCACCGCUCAGAACCUUAGCCGCAUUCUGGUCCACCAGAUGAUGAAUGCCGUUAGGAAUCUAUACGCCAACAAUGUGAGGAGGAUCGUGUGUGCGGGGGUUCUUCCGCUGGGGUGUGGACCACGCUGGCGCGCGGUGGGCAGCGCCGCGGAGGAGUCGUGCUCGGAUGAGGUCAACAGGGCAGUGUCGGAAUUCAAUGUGAUGAUGGAGGAGAAUGUUGUUGGGAUGAGUGGGGAGUUGGGUGAUGCGCGCGUGACCUUCUGUGAUGUGUACCAGGCCAUGAUGGAGGUCAUCAAGAAUCCGUCCGGCUAUGGUAGGAUAAUGGAUGUGAAAAAUGCGUGUUGCGGGCAAGGUAGGUAUGGAGGGGAGAGUGGUUGUGUUUCGGCCGAUAUGGCCUGCAACGACCCUUGGGCCCACGUAUGGUGGGACUUGUACAAUCCAACCCCAGUAAUCAACUCGCUUUUGGCUAGUUCAGCUUGGUCUGGCCAGCCUCUGCCUUCCGUUUGCCGUCCAAUAACCGUGCAACAAAUGCUCUCACCAUGA